CUGGGAGACAUGGGGACCGAGAAGUCUAGCCUUGUUCUUCAGUUUGUUAAGGGUCAGUUCCUCGACCGCCAUUUGCCCGCUAUCGGAGCUGCCUUUUUCUCCCAGGCGUUGGCGGUGAGCGAUGCCACGGUGAAGCUUGAGAUUUUGGACAUGGCGGGACAAGAGAGGUAUCACAGCUUAGCUCCAAUCUACUACAGAGGAGCGGCGGCGGCGGUUAGCGUGUAUGACAUAUCCAGAUUGGAAUCAUUUGAGAGGGCUAAGAAGUGGGUUCAAGAGUUGCAGAAACAAGGUAAGCUGAAGAAGGAAUAUUGUGAGCAUAUAAUCCCAAGCGUUUAUUCUUACAUGGAGCUGUGUUGUGGGCAAUCCCAGUAUGGUGACAGAUCUUGCUUGGAAACAAUUGUGAUUUGGAGGAACAAAGGAAAAUCACAACUGAGGCAAGUAUAG
This is a messenger RNA of Zingiber officinale, 444 nucleotides long. Its product is annotated as ras-related protein RHN1-like. The transcript has 3 exons. Gene Ontology annotation, molecular function: GTP binding; GTPase activity. Gene Ontology annotation, cellular component: endocytic vesicle; endosome; endomembrane system. Gene Ontology annotation, biological process: intracellular protein transport. The annotation marks the transcript as partial. NCBI's taxonomy places the organism in Eukaryota, Viridiplantae, Streptophyta, Magnoliopsida, Zingiberales, Zingiberaceae. The record is from RefSeq and is a predicted model, not a curated record.